Messenger RNA from Hyalella azteca, 4378 nucleotides. Its product is annotated as ATP-dependent RNA helicase DDX42-like. The record is from RefSeq and is a predicted model, not a curated record. The transcript has 13 exons. Gene Ontology annotation, molecular function: RNA helicase activity; nucleic acid binding; ATP binding. Bases 453 to 2756 code for a protein of 767 amino acids. Lineage: Eukaryota; Metazoa; Arthropoda; Malacostraca; Amphipoda; Hyalellidae.
GCCGCAGUGCUAAAGGCUGUAAAGCCUGUGCUAUGAUACGGCGUACGGCGCAUUAAAAAAAUACAACAAUCUAUUAAGCUUAAUGAAAGCUUGUAGCUCGUGAGAUUUUGAUUUUCUAAUACUUUCAUUAUAGUUUCAUAUUGAAGAGUGUUAGAAUUUUCAAGUUGAUAGCGCAGCGCUUACACUUACAAGUUACAAUCGAAAGUACCUCAGUCAGCUCUCAGCUGCUCAGCAAUCGUAAGAAUACCUAUUGCCGAUAAUCGCUUAGCUAUUUGGUAUCAACUCUCGGGUCACAUGGCCCAUGGGUACUUGAUAUUUAUUCGUUCUGUUACUACUAUGGAUUCAAUUAGCUGUUAACUCGAACCGUGACAACGCCGUAGAUCAUUUCUAGUCAUUAUAGUAAAUUUUAUAAGUUUACCUUCUGAAAUAGUUUGAAACGUAUAUAACACACAAUGAGUUUCAAUCGAGGCCGUGGCUUUGGGUUUGGAAGUUUCAAAGUCAAGCGUCCUGAAAUUGCACCUCCACCUCCAAGUGCUAGCCUCAGCAAGCAUGGUUAUCACACUCUUACUUCUAUCACAAACAAUGCUAUGCAUGGAGGUGCAUAUGGUUAUGGGCAAGUCCGGAAGAGGCCAAAGACUGAAGAUGAAUAUUUUGCAGAAGAAGAUGAAGGAGCUAAAAAUGAUUUGGAUGCAGAGUUGCCCUACCAGCCUGCCCCAGGCUCCCCAGGACCUGCUGCUUGCAAAGGCAAUUCAGACUCUGAAGAAGACCCUCUUGAUGCCUUCAUGGUUGGCAUUGAACAGCAAGUCAAACGUGAAGAUAGACGCACAGCUGCCAAUGCUGACCUUGCUGCCAAGGAUAGUGGCAGCAGCUCAGCUCUUGAAUCCAAGGGGGUGCGGCAGGACAUAGAUGAAGAGGAUGAUGAAGAAUCUUAUUACAGAUAUAUUGAGGAGAACCCUAAUGCUGGCAAACAUGGAGAUGAUAGUGAGGAGGAAGUGGAGUAUGAUGCCGAGGGGAAUCCUAUUGUCACACGGAAAUCUAAAGUGAUUGAUCCUCUCCCUCCCAUUGACCACUCAACAGUGAAUUAUCCUGACUUCACUAAAAACUUCUACCAAGAGCAUGAAGAAAUUGCUGCCCUUGAUAAUGCACAGGUUACUGAUCUCAGACGGAAGCUUGGCAUCACUGUUACAGGUUUUGCUGCUUCAAAACCUGUUUCCAGUUUUGGUCACUUUGGGUUUGACGAGGCGCUGCUGAAGUCUGUACGCAAGUCUGAGUACAGUCAACCUACUCCUAUCCAAGCUCAGGCUGUUCCUGUAGCUCUCAGUGGUCGUGACAUAAUCGGUAUCGCCAAGACGGGCAGUGGUAAGACAGCAGCAUUUCUAUGGCCACUCUUGAUUCACAUCAUGGACCAGCCUGAGCUGGCCCCAGGCGACGGCCCCAUCGGCCUCAUCCUCGCACCCACCAGGGAACUGGCGCAGCAAAUACACGUCGAAGCUAAAAAGUUCGGCAAGGUGUACAACAUCAACGUGGUGUGCGCGUACGGCGGCGGCAGCAAGUGGGAGCAGAGUAAGGCGCUGGAGGCGGGCGCUGAGCUCGUGGUUGCCACCCCUGGACGCAUCAUCGAUUUGGUCAAAAUGAAGGCCACCAACUUGACGCGCGUCACUUUCCUCGUGCUCGACGAGGCCGACAGGAUGUUUGACAUGGGCUUUGAGCCGCAAGUACGAAGCAUCUGUGACCACGUUCGUCCUGACCGCCAGACGUUGCUAUUCUCUGCGACGUUCAAACGCAAAGUGGAGCGUCUUGCACGCGAUGCUCUCACCGACCCCAUCAGGAUCGUUCAGGGCGAGCUUGGCGAGGCCAACCAGGACAUUGAACAGAGCGUACACGUGUUCAGUCGCGCUGACCAGAAGUGGUCGUGGCUCACACGACACCUCGUGAGCCUAAUGGCGGCGGGUUCGGUGCUUAUUUUCGUCACUCGCAAAGACAACGCCGAAGAGCUCGCCAAAAACCUCAAAGUCAAAGAGUUUGAGUGCCUGUUGCUGCACGGCGACAUGUCUCAGUACGAACGUAACGACGUGAUCACGGCGUUCAAGAAGGCGACGACGCCGGUGCUCGUUGCGACGGAUGUUGCGGCGCGCGGUCUCGACAUUCCCCACAUCCGUACCGUCGUCAACUAUGAUGUGGCACGCGACAUUGACACGCACACGCACAGGAUCGGACGAACAGGUCGCGCUGGGGAGAAGGGCCGCGCGUUUACGCUCAUCACCGAAAAAGACAAGGAGUUUGCCGGUCACCUCGUACGAAACCUCGAGGCUGCGAACCAAGAAGUUACCAAAGAACUUCUUGAUCUGGCUAUGACUUCUCAAUGGUUCAGGAAAAGCAGAUUCAGAGGCGGUAAAGCGAAGCAGCUAGGCGGACGAGGUCUGGGAUUCAGGGAGCGCCCCGGGCUCGGGUCACAAGACCACAGCGGGUCCUCCUCUUCCUCUUACUCUUCCCCUGCGGUCAAAGCCAUGGGGCCCGCGGGCCAGGCUUAUAGCGGCGUCCCGGACUCGUCAGGUCCUGCUACUAACCGCCUGUCUGCUCUUCGUGCUGCAUUCGAAGCUCAGUACAAGUCACAGUUCACUCCAAGCAGCGCUGACCCAGCGUGGCAGAGCACUGCUGAGGGGUCGCAUUAUGCCAAGAUGGCCGAACGCGAGAAAGCCAAAGAAACAGAAGCCGAGGCGAACAAAAAAAGGAGAAAAUCACGCUGGGAAGAUUGAGCCCUACGCUGGUCAAAUGUGAGAUCUUGUACAGACAUCGCUGACGAAAAUAAUUGUAAUAAAUAACGAAAUUAACGCAAGGCAUCAAUGUCAUGUUAACAUGUAUUUUUCUUGUUUCGUUGUAAAAGUACAAUUUCCAUCUACCACUAGAUUUAAUCCACGAUGUUAGUAAGAUGAUACCUUCAGCCAAAACGGUUCUAUUAAGCCUAGUGUCGCCCAAUCUGUUUAAUUGACGCAUAAAAUGAUAAAUGUUGAGCGGCCCAUGCAGCACAAUGCCACUUAAGACGAAAACAUGCAAUGAUGGAUAAAUGUUUAUUAUUUAGUACAAACGUUAGAAGUGAAAACGGUCGUUCAGUUGGAAAUAGCGUUUGAACAAAUUCAAGGUGUAUAUAAUUUCGCUACUGCAUUUUGUCAUCCAUUAACCUUGCAUGUACUAUAAGUUGUAGUAAAUAUAUACGAAAUCCAUUUUUACUAACUUAUCCGCAGUGUGUAAAUGAAGUCAAAUUUCCCAUAUAGAUAUGAUAAUUUAUUAGCACCGGAAGUAUGUCUUAAUAAUACUGCGGAUUGCACGUCACCCAAUUAGACUUGAGCUUCUUCUGCGCGGACUUGUGUGUGUCAAAUAUGCUCUUGUAGACCUCGGAAUGCUUAGGGUUGUUAGCGACCGAGUAUUCCUUGGAUCGUACGUGUGAGAACUCCGUGUCGCGUAGGAUGGAAGACGCCAGGCCACUUACGCUCACUCCCGCCUUGCCUGCUUUCUGGUGUCCGUUUCUGGUGCCUGAUGGUCCUGCUUCGUUUGCGCUGCCUGUGUUCAUACAUGGCGAGGUUUACGCUAAAGUUUCUCAUUCACAUAAUCGUUUUUUUUACCCGCAUGAUGUUGCUAUUUAUUAUAUUUUGCCUAUUUUUCCAACUCCAUCAUACCAAUAUUCAUAAAUAUAUGCAUAAUUCAUCACAAUAUAUCAUUAUUCAUACAGAAAAAAAAUCGAGAUAUUGCCUGCUCAAUGAUUCAAAGUCAUAUAUGUAACUCUCGAGUAACGUUUAAUUAGCCACUGCCAUCAGUUAUUUCUGUUGUCAUUGCUCAAGUUUUUAUUUGUAAUCUGGCAGACUCCUGAUAAUGAUACAAUUAUAUCUCAAAUUAUCCAUUCGCCAUGAAUGGCGCCGGUCGUCUCUAUGAACACUUGUAACAUCAGAAAACUAAAUAAAUAAUAAUAUUUACAAGAUGGAAAUCUCUCAGUACUGUAUGACUCACCACUUUUAUGUUUCUUCUCCUGACUUGUACACUCAGCAGAGUCAUUCUCAGCUUUCCUUUUAUCUUUCUUUUCUUUUUUUGGUUCCUUAGCCUUCUUCCUGCGUUCAGCCAUCUUGGCUGCAGCUUCUGUCAGCUGAUCGGCGUCAGGGUUGAGAAUGAUGACGUCAUCGGCCUGAAUCUCGAUGCCGCACGCGCAGCACACGUCCGUGUUCAGCUGGAAAACAUGACCUUAAAUAUUAUAUUUGUAAUUAAUGUAGAAAAGCUGUAAGGCCUUUGAACGAAUUUAAUUAAUCAAUCGCAGUAUUUCAAUUUUUUGUGAGAGCUGUAGAGGCGUUGUUUCGUGUUAAGAUUAAGAUUAUUACGUCAAAGAACAUAA